Molecule: messenger RNA, 2391 nt
Organism: Cynoglossus semilaevis (tongue sole)
Lineage: Eukaryota; Metazoa; Chordata; Actinopteri; Pleuronectiformes; Cynoglossidae
Product: trace amine-associated receptor 4-like
Exons: 1
Coding region: 1025-1993 (322 amino acids)
Biological process (GO): G protein-coupled receptor signaling pathway
Cellular component (GO): membrane
Molecular function (GO): trace-amine receptor activity
Source: RefSeq, a predicted model, not a curated record
AAAUGCAUUGCCUAUUGAAUAUAUGCAUUGAGUUUUACUUUGAUUUUUUUUUACUAAUGAAAUCUUAUUAGAAUUUUAUGUUCUACACUGUAUUCAUCCUGUUGAACUAAUGUAGGGUUAUAAGGUUAUUUUGUAUAGCCCGGAUUUAACAAAUGACUGUCACUUUUUGACCUUAAAGUGCAUUCCUGUAAUGUUUAUAUAUUAUGUAAAACUGAAACUUAGAAAUAAUGAACAGAGAGAAUAAGUUUGUAAGGAUUUUUGAUAGUUGUUUUUCACCUACGUGAAGCUGGCACCCCCAUCUUCCAAAAUAUUGAACUAGCGCUGUUGUUUGUCUGUGCUACGUUUGUGUCGUAAAAUUUUCGUUUGUGCUAUUAAGGCUUUGGAGUAAUUAAAAAAAUAUUUUGACCUGUGACGUCACGCAGCCCCCCCAUCUGCGUCCAAAUCACUCCAAAUUAGUCUCUAUAGUUUGUGACACGUUUAUGCUGGUUUGUGCUGUUUAGCUAAACAUUAGUGCUUUUAUGGUUUUUACAGUUUAUUUUUUCACACACAUGACGACACUUUAAUACUGUGUACUAUGUUUUUUCUACCGUGAGCUGCCAAGCAACGACAUCUCAUCCAACGUAUGCACUGAUGGUGUAUUGUUAACAGUAAAACUUGACACAUUAACUUGGUGUAUUCUUGACAAAGAAAAUGAUUAGCAAAGAAAAUGAUUAGCACCGUAUAAAAAAUAUAAAUAAAAUAAAUGUAUUGCCACGCUAACACAGAGAUGUCACAGAAGUUGUACAGUUGUUCCUUUCUGUCUAACAAACCCAUAUCUAAUUAGAGGUGUGGUUAGUUGUCAUGGUGCUCUACGUCACACAGGCCUCUCUUCAAUAUUCCAACAGUAUUUCUAGUCCUGACAAUCCUGCUCACAUCAGAGAUCCUUUGGAGCUAAAGGCCAGAUCACAUGAUACCAAAGGUUUCUGAUUCUCCUUAACUGAUUGUCUAUUGUAUCUUUGCACCUGGUCCUGAUUAUUCCAAAUGCAUGGACACUAAAAAUAUCUCAGAGCAACUUUUGUCCAAUGAAUCAGGAAAUGUGACUGUUGUAACUGCAGUGACUAUUCCAUAUAUAUUUUGCAUUUUCUGUGGUGUGUUAUCUGUUCUGAUUAUGGGUGGAAACCUGCUUGUGAUCAUUUCCAUCGUUUACUUUAAACAGUUACACACUCCUACAAACUACCUAAUGCUGUCUCUGGCUGUGGCUGACCUACUCGUAGGUAUUUUUACAUUGCCUUUCACCAUUAUACUCUUUGUGACUUCAUACAGUUCUGUUCAAGGAAUACUUUGUACGGUUCGGAGUGGUCUGGACUCUAUUUUAUGCGUUACUUCAAUCUGGACUUUGUGUUUUAUUUCUGUGGAUAGAUAUUACGCUGUAUGUCAACCUCUGAGAUACAGGAAUGAAAUAACUGGCCGUGUUAUUGGGAUAAUGAUCUUGGCAUCUUGGACUGUUGCCACCGCAAUUGGAGGCACGCUAACAUUUCAGUCCCCAGACAUAGGGCAAUCUAGCACCAUGUGUGUUUUAUUUCAGAAUAAAAUGCUGAAAUCUUUAUUACUUGGAACUUUGUUCGGAUUUUGUAUCCCAGCCAUUAUUAUGACUGCAAUCUACAUAAAGAUUUUAUUAGUGGCUCAAAGACAGGCCUGCAAGAUCUUAAACAUGUCAAAGUCUGGUACAACAGUUAGUAGGAGCGAAAGAAAGGCAACUAAAACUCUGGCUAUUGUGAUGGGUGUUUUCAUGAUAUGCUGGGUGCCCUUUUUUAUCAGUGUCAGCUGCCAUGCUUUGAGCAAUUACUCAACACCAUCCUCUGUUGUUCAGUUCUUCAAAAUGUUAGGCUGGACAAAUUCAAUGUUUAAUCCAUGUGUGUAUGCCUUCUUUUACAGACAUUUCAGAUUAACUUUUGGGAUGGUUAUCAAAGGGAAGAUAUUUAAAAAAGAUUUUUCUAACAUGAGACUCUGUUAAUUCCUUCUGACAUAUCUUUUGAAAUUUCAACUUUCACACACAAAUACACAAUCGGAAUUUGUAAAUAUAUGUAGAAUUUUCUGUCACCGCCUUCAAAACCCCCUGGGGCUGCAUGUUAAAUAAAGCCACAGAUAUAAAUCAUUAGCAAAUAUCUUAGGAGAUCAUUUCAAUGAUGCCUGCUUUUUUGGAAAUAAUAAUUCAUUGUACGAUAAAAACAUGUAUGUUUCCACCUUUAUCUCAUCUUUAAUGAAAGACGCACGGAAAAACAAAACUAAAAAACACAUAAACAUGUAUUUACCCCGGAAAUAUGUAUGCAUCAAUCAUGGAUGUAAUAUACUGCAGGUAUGUCAAUAAAUGCAUUGCCUAUUGAAUAUAUGCAUUGAGUUUUACUUUGAAUU